AUGUACAUUAUCACAUGGAAAUGUGCCUUCAGCAUAGUGGGCACUUUGGUGGUCUACUUCUUCCUGUUCAUCUUUGAGGACCUCCCAACCUCCUUGAUUGCUUGUGGAGCAGCUGGUCAACUGUGUCAUCUCCUCAUAUUGAGGAACUUCCCAUAUUUUGACUUUACAUCACCUGCAUUCCUCUUUGGUAUAGAAGCUGAGCUGUCCAGUGCCCUAUCAGAAGAGAAAGUUUUGAUUAUGGAAAUUAAAGUGAUACACAGUUAUUGGGUGACACAUGCAAGUGACAGGAUCUUGGCAUACUUCACUGUUUGUGUUUGGCUCAUUCCCUUUGCUUUCUUUGUGUCCCUUUCUGCCAAUGAGAAUGUUCUACCUUCCUAUGUGGAAGCUCGACCUCUGCUUAGUGAUGUUCCAUAUGCGAAUUGUAGCAUGCCUGCUCUUCUGCAAUUCCCCAAACCAUUAAUGAGCCCUACUGUGAGAGACUCUGGAGGAAUCAUAGUACAUAUUGUGGUCUGUCUCUACUUGUUUGUGGCUUUGGCCAUCGUGUGUGAUAACUACUUUGUUCCAUCGCUUGAUGCAAUCUCAAAUAGUCUACAUCUGUCAUCUGAUGUUGCUGGUGCAACAUUCAUGGCAGCUGGUUCCUCGGGUCCUGAAUUGGCAUCCACUUUCAUUGGUGUAUUUGUAGCAAAGGCAAGUCCUCUCCAUAUCUGUUUUGAUUUGGAUAUUGGUUGA
Messenger RNA from Darwinula stevensoni, 729 nucleotides. Lineage: Eukaryota; Metazoa; Arthropoda; Ostracoda; Podocopida; Darwinulidae. The record is from the annotation of a GenBank genome assembly.